AUGGGAAUUUUAAAUGCAACAGUUUCCACAUGGAAAGGUAAGUUGGAGUUGUCACUGGACUCACGUCAGUCCAGCUCUAUAUUGUGAGAACAAGUAUUGGAUUAGAUUUCACAUUGAAAACAUGUAUAUAGAAAACAUAUUAUUGUGUAUAUUAUUUUUGUGUACACACAUUUUAUAUAUUUAGUGUAAGAGAAGAAAUGUAACAUUAAAUUCCAUAUUUUAUAAUUAUAAUUUCCUGGGGAACAAAUCUUUAUAAAUAUUAAGCAUUGGAGUAAUUGAAACAUUUUACCAAGUGUCGGAAUAUUAAACUGAUGAGCAAUAUAUAACUUCAUUUCUCCUAUGCAUGUGAUCAUGUUUUGCAAAUAAAUAAAGUAGCCAAUUGUGAGAAGACAGCGCUUUCACCAUUGUAAUAUGUUAUCUAUAUGUGAUAAAUCUCUGGUAGCCAUCUGGUAUAAAUGUCAUAAAAUCUAAAACAUUGCUCAACAUCUAUUAAGCUAUUGUAUAAAUCUAACAUAUCACACUGUUCAUUCAGUAAACAUAGUAAAAAAUAUCCACUUACUAUAUGUGAUAUUUUCUCUAUAAAAAUAUGACAGGCUGAUUGUCUAAUGAAGGAAUAGGCAACCUUUGGAAUUCCAUACAUUGUGGACCAUGAUGCUUUGUCAGCAUUGUCUGUAAUAGCAUUUUGGGAGAAGCAUUCCACAACAUCUGGAGAGCAAAAGGUUGUGUACCCCUGGUUUAAUGGGUUGUAGACAAUUACUAUAUUGGCUUAACAUCUUGGUUUGACAUGGUCUGUCUUCAAAGUGACACCAACAAUUGAUUUUUUUUAUUUUUUAGGAGAAGGGCCAUUCAAUUAUCUACCAAUGUUAAACGUUUACACAAUGUGUGAGGAUAACCAGACUCAAGUCCCAGAGUUUCUGCUCUUGGGGUUUCAAGGUUUCUACCAUCUAAAAGGUCUUCUCUUCAUGCUGUUCCUAAUAAUCUACACUGCAAUACUGUGUGGAAAUCUUCUCAUCGUCGUACUGGUGACAACUAUUGACCAUCUCAAUGUUCCAAUGUUUUACUUCCUCAAACACUUAGCUUUAGCUGAUUUGAUACUCACCACAAGCGUUAUGCCACUUACACUAAAUAUUAUAAUAAUGGAAGAGAGGAGAGUGCCUCUUGCUGGCUGUUUAACUCAACUCUAUGUUUUUGGCGUUUUUGGUUUUGUGCAGUGUUUACUCCUUGCAGUAAUGUCCUAUGAUAGAUACGUAGCAAUUCGCAAACCAUUCAGUUACACUUUAAUAAUGACUCCUAAUGUUUGUCUCUCACUGGUUUCUGGCUCCUGGUUGCUAGUUUUUAUUUUAGCAUCUGGUGAAUUUGUGAUAAUUUGCCAGUUAAAGUAUUGUAGUCUCAAUUAUUUAGACCAUUUCUUUUGCGACUUUGGUCCUGUAGUAGCACUAUCUAUAUCUGACACAUCACUUUUAAUGACAUUGGACUUCGUCAUCUCAGUCAAUAUGAUAUUUGUCCCAUUUGUUUUUAUUGUCAUCACGUACAUUUUAAUUUCAUUUACAUUUAUUAGCAUUUCUUCUAAAACUGAAAGGAGAAAGUUCAUCUCCACUUGUAGUUCCCACAUAAGCACUGUGUGCACUUAUUACGUAACUCUUAUAGUAGUUUACAUAGCUCCAUAUGGGGAAAACUCUGUCAAUAUGAAUAAGUUCAGAUCUUUGUUGUACAUUUUAGGGACACCAUUAGCGAAUCCUAUAAUAUAUAGUUUUAGAAACCAAGAAAUUAGGGCAGCACUGGGAAAACUAUUUAAAUAUAUUAUCAUAUCCCACUGAGCAUAAUAUAAAUAAUUGUAGGAGAACAGUGAGGGACAAUCUGUUUAUUCAACUGUGAGACAAAUAAUUACCUUUUACUCUAUGUAUGUAUAUGUUCAAUAUGUCUGUAUUUGAAAAAUAUAAACUAAAUUCCAGUUAAAACUUUUUGUUAACAUUUUUUGCCUGUGAAAAUUUUAUAUAUUCAGAUAAAUAUUAAAAACUAAUUUAAAAUAGAUACAAGUAAAAUGGGGGACGGUUGUAUCUAAGUAUCACCAGGUAAAAGUAGUAUAAUAAUGGGGUAAAAUUAAUAUUGUUUUAGUUGUCAUGGAAAUAGUAAAUUUUUUAAAAUAUUGCCGCAAACAAUCAUACACUGUGCGACUCUCAACUAGGUAGCACCCUGUUAGGCCACCUGAGUGACUGCAGCUAGAGGUGUUACUAUGCAUGAAUGUAAACAAUGUCUUAUCACUGAAAAGGCAGUGUUUUUAGUGCUAAUAAUCCAGGUACAGUCUAUAGACAGCAGAACCACUACAUUAAGCUGUAUUGUUCAGGUGACUACAGCGUCCCUUUAAAUGUCAUUGUGAAUUCAUUUUGAAUUCCAGAUAAAGCAAUAUGCUGUAUCAAUUGAAUGAUUUGCCCGUAACUUAACAGAGCAGAUCUUAUUUUCAAACCCUGUACAUAGAGUGACAUCAUCUAUGCAUAAUUUCCAUUACCUAAUGAUCUAAUUGAUGUCAUGCAUAACGGGGGUCUAAAACCCAAAGCACCUCAUGGACAAAAAAUGCCACGAUUUGUUUUUCUGAUGUAUUCAUGCAUUUCGUCGAUCAGCAUUUUUUUUUUCCUGAAGCUGCAAUAUCCAUUUUUUAAAAUGGAAUGUUCUAUCCACCUAAAAUGUCAGAU
Pelobates cultripes (western spadefoot toad) is the source of this 2690-nucleotide messenger RNA. Lineage: Eukaryota; Metazoa; Chordata; Amphibia; Anura; Pelobatidae. The record is from the annotation of a GenBank genome assembly.